CUUUCUCUCCCUUUUGCUUUGCUUGCUCAUUCUUUUCUUUUCCCUCCAUUACUUGCCUUCUUCAAUUAUCUUCAUUCCCACAUUCCUUCAUUCCUUCAUUCCUUCAUUUUAUCAAAGUGAUGCAAUGUCCUCAAGCAAAGCCAUAGCAGCAGCCGCAGCCUUCCGAGGCAACACCCUCUUUGUUCACUACUCCACUAUCGCUAAUAACCUUGGCUCUCUUUAUGCACUAUAUCCUUCUUCUUCCAAUCCUACCUCCGUCGCCCCUUCCCCUCCUUCACCUCAUCCUAAUUCUCCACCUUCGCCUGCUUCCAACGCAGUCGUCAUCAACGACAUCAACAACGGAACUAUUACCACUCCUGAUUCCUUGCUUAUACAGCCUCAAAACCUUGUCGUCAAUGGUCCCAACUUUUUGAACCCAUCCACUCGCACAGCCCCUGGCUCAGCUAGCAUAGUCUCAACCGCCACUCGAGAUCCAACCACAGGGGCUGCUCGCUAUGACCUUUUACUAGCUCUCAACUUCCCUCAAGCACCUAACCCAUACGUUUUCCGCAUAUCACCACAAUUUCCCAACAUGGGCAGUGGAACUCCACCUGAUGGAACGUCCAGUAGUAAUAGUAACAGUAACGGUAACAGUGGCGAUAGCAGUGAUAGUAGUGCUAGCGAUACAACUAGUCCUUCUUUUUCUUCCUUUGCUUCAUCACUCAAUUCUUGGACCGCCAUGGAUCAGAGCCAGAUGCUAGGUGUCCUUCCCACAACCUCUCGACUAUGGCUUGCCUCAGGAACUGCUCACCCGACGGGCUCACCAGAAGGGUCUGGGCUAUAUGAGUUAUUCACAGAAAGAAGAAAUAUAAUGACUAUUCAAAAACUGGAUGUUUCGGGACCGAAUCCAAUGCCAGCAUCGUCUUUGUUGCCAUUGGAGAUGAACCUUUUAGACACACAAGCAGAACCGAGGAUUUUGAGGUUGACUGAAAAAGGAGGCAUCUUUGAUGUGGCCAUCGUCGGUAGCUGCAUCCAAACUCCGUUUAACCCUCCAGGGGCCUGUAUAAUAUUGAUCAACGAAGUCAACCAUGAAAUUAUCUAUACGACCAUGCCAUAUAAUCCUUCAAGUUGUAUUACCGCAGCAAAUGGCUUGAUUAUUAUGGCAUCUUCGGAAGGGAUUUGGUCAUUUGAUUAUAGUUCAAGAUUAUCAAGUAGCUGGAAUAGUCGUCAAGCUCCAGGCAUUAGGCCCAACCUGCCAACUCCUAUUUUAGCAUGUGCUACGUCCAACUCUAAGCUGUAUGCCGUACUCGAAGGAGACACAGGGAUGCCCUCGAUUCGAUCCAUCGACUUGACAAGCCCAAAUUGGGACUGGAAGACAGUUCCAUUAACAAAGACUUCAAGUGGUGAUGGACCUUACACACAUCCAAGAGAUCCCCAAACAGGUACGCCAGCCAAUGGAGAAUCAGUCUCUUCGAAAAGAGGUUUAUCGUCAGGAGCCAUAGCAGCGAUCAUUAUAGCGGCUGUGGUUAUACUUGCACUUCUGGGACUUGGAUUCUUUUUGCGCAGUCGGAAGAGUCGAGCAAAACCUGAUAUGUUAUCGCGUGAAGCAGAGAAAGCGAUUGUGUCACCAGCAGCGCUACCAGCACAAGCACCAGUGUUGCCACCUGUCGCUAUGUCAGCACCUCCAGGAUAUAUUACACCCUAUGGAUCUGCAUCGACUACUCCUGCAAUGGCUGCAUAUGUUCCACCGGUUCAUCCAAACGCUGCUCCUGCACGUGGAGGAUCCUUUGGAAGUAUGUCAACCAGCAAACAAGAAUUUUCAGAGUACAGCCAAUCAUCACUGCAGCCAUUACAGCAACAUCAUACUCCACAACCUACAUCAUACAAUCAAGCCGUCCCUAUCGCAACAACAUCAGCAGCAGCCAUCCCUGGAGCACUUUACACCUAUUCACCUUCAAUAACACCUAUGUACUCGAAUGCGACUGUGAUGGUAGGCGGCAAGCAAGAGUUGGCUGACGAGAGCCAAAUUGAAUCAACACAAUCACGAGCACAGACACCAUUAUCACCUGGGGCUCAACACAGCUAUCUACAACCUGAGAGUGCUGUGCCAACAAACACCUCCAGUAAUAAUAAUGGUUCACAGUCGCAAGGGAUGCUCUCACCGGCCCUUGCAAAUGCUCAGUUGAUCCUUCAGAAUUCACAGACAUCACAACCACAGCCGCAGCCACAACCACAACAUCAAUAUUAUCAUCCACAAAAUGGGCAUUAUUAAAUAAUAAGUACAUAAACAUCUAUAAUAUUUCUCAACAAUAACAAGAAGAAGAAAAAAGGACCUAACACCCUCCUUGCAUGGUUAUCCAUUUAUUUCAUUUGUACAAUUGAACCAUUAACUUAAUAAAAAGCAAUCAUUCAGGAAAAGAAACUUAAUAAAAGGCGUGUCAAUCUACGCAUUAUAACACUC
Molecule: messenger RNA, 2440 nt
Organism: Lobosporangium transversale
Lineage: Eukaryota; Fungi; Mortierellomycota; Mortierellomycetes; Mortierellales; Mortierellaceae
Exons: 4
Coding region: 125-2251 (708 amino acids)
Source: RefSeq, a predicted model, not a curated record